GCCGCGUCAAACUAAAACACACACAAAAAAAACCCCACAGGUCAGCUCUCAGCUGUUCUCCCAGCGCUGCCCUUCAGCUUCACUUCAGCACACCGCGGGCGUGAGAAGAGCUAUGGCCACAACCCAGUCAGUGUUCGCUGUAGCUGUGUGCAUCCUCAUGAUCACAGAGAUCAUCUUAGCCCAGAAAGAUUACUAUGAAAUCCUGGGCGUUCCCAAAGAUGCAUCUGAGCGCCAAAUCAAGAAGGCUUUCCACAAACUGGCCAUGAAGUAUCACCCUGACAAGAACAAAAGCCCAGACGCAGAGGCAAAGUUCAGGGAGAUUGCUGAGGCAUAUGAAACUCUGUCUGACACCAAAAGGAGGCAGGAGUAUGAUCAGAUAAGAAGCAACCCUUUCUCCAGAGAGAGCAGACGAGGAACCAGGGAUGGGCAGUUCCAUCAGUCGUUCAGCUUUAAUUUUGAGGACAUUUUCAAAGACUUUGAUGUUUUUGGGCAGCCGACACACUCCCAGCAUAAAAGGCAUUUUGAAAGCCACUUUCAAGCCCACAAAGAGGCACACCGGAGCAGCUUCGAGAACUCUUUCGGCGGUGACAUGUUUUCAGACUUUUUCCAAUUUCACGGACACUCAAAUGGCGGAGAGUUUCGCGGCUCAGCCGGCCAGCAGCGCUGCCACACAGUCACUGAGCGCAGAGGAAACAUGGUGACCACAUACACAGAGUGCUCCUGAUUUUUAUUAAGGUUUUGGUUUAAGUUUAAUUUCUUGCUCAUGCUUACUGUUGUGACUAAACGGUUAGGGCAGAGUGAUGCUUCUGACCAUACACACUUUAAAUGAAGGGCUUAAAUUCAGGGUUUGAUUGAAUACUUAAAAUAGUAAUAAUUUAUAUAUCUCAGCGUUUGUAAAAGUUUUCGGCAAUACAGUGGAAGACAAGUUCAGCAGAAGUCUAUUUGCAUGCGUUGUCAAAUCCUAUAACCUCACCUCAUGUAGCGACUUACAUGUUUCAAAUGCAUAGCAAUUUCUGGAUUUGACAUCAAAUAAUUUAGUAGCUUUAAAGCUAAAAAGUGGGACUCCAUGGCUUUUUGGCAGAACUUUUUUUUGUUGCAAAGUGCUUAAAAAUAAGCAGCCUGGCUGAUUGUCAGUUGAUGUGUCUUCCAUGCACUUGCACACAUCACUGCCCCUGAGCAGUCCUUGCACUUUUCCACAGAACACCGUUGGACUUGUUUAAAGGCACACCAGCAGAAAAAGAAGGGCACUUAAAACAUAAAAGCUCCGAAUUUAUCCUUAGUACCUUUAAACUGAGGGAUUCCCUUAUAAUGUGCAAUAAUUCCCCAUGUCUUCUGUUCUGUUUGGGAAUCCUGUCAGGUAACAUCUGACCACACACCCUGAUCCGUCCCUCAGGGUUAAUGAUCGUCUUUUUCAUCUAAUUAUUUUUUAUCAUUUAUUUUCAUAAGUGCUGCAAACCAACAUAAUCAAUUUUUUUUUUUUUUUUUAAUAAACUUGUACAUUUAGAAAAGCAUUAGUAUUAUUGCCUCUGUUUUUGAAAAGCUUUACAGGAUUCUCACAGCAUGUUUUUUUCCCUCCCAACUUUUACCUCAUGACUGGCAUACAGGAUGAUGUGCAAUACUAUAUUUCAUGCUUGCUUUUUAUUUAAUUUUCUGUUUUUCA
Molecule: messenger RNA, 1660 nt
Organism: Clarias gariepinus (North African catfish)
Lineage: Eukaryota; Metazoa; Chordata; Actinopteri; Siluriformes; Clariidae
Gene: dnajb9b
Product: DnaJ heat shock protein family (Hsp40) member B9b
Exons: 3
Coding region: 113-724 (203 amino acids)
Cellular component (GO): endoplasmic reticulum
Molecular function (GO): misfolded protein binding; protein-folding chaperone binding
Source: RefSeq, a predicted model, not a curated record